Molecule: messenger RNA, 5566 nt
Organism: Syngnathoides biaculeatus (alligator pipefish)
Lineage: Eukaryota; Metazoa; Chordata; Actinopteri; Syngnathiformes; Syngnathidae
Gene: mtss1
Product: MTSS I-BAR domain containing 1
Exons: 15
Coding region: 663-3008 (781 amino acids)
Biological process (GO): plasma membrane organization; cell projection assembly
Cellular component (GO): actin cytoskeleton; cytoplasmic side of plasma membrane
Molecular function (GO): phospholipid binding; actin binding
Source: RefSeq, a predicted model, not a curated record
AGUUUGACAGCUUCAGGAAAAACACCAACACGCACACACCGAACUUUUACACGGCGCACACAUUUCACACACUCUCACUUGAGUUCAGGACGUCGGCGGUUCCUCGUCCAUUGCUGAUAGUGGGAAGGAAAACGGCGUCUGAAACUCGUCACAAGGCAAAAUCAACGUGCCGCACGGGAAACUAUGACGGCCGGUGGUUGUUUAUAAAAAAAAAAAAAACGAGAAGGAAAAGGACGGGCCGCCGAGGGAAAGAGCCGAAGAAUUCGAGUCGCGAUCCCCGUCCGCAGUUCUCUUAUUUGCAGGUUGCUAGCGGAGUUAGCCACCUAGCCGCGGCUAGCUGGCCGCGAGUCUCCCAACUUUUCACCGUCGUCCACGCUCGCGGCCUCAAUCCGGGCAAAAUGUGCUGUUUUUCGGGACGUGUAUCCCCUUGGCCGGCGGCGAGCAUCGGCUGACAACUUCUCCGUGUGCGUGUUUUUUUUUUUUUCGACUGCACUUUUUGGGCCUGUAAUUUGUCAAAAACUGGACUUUGCUCUUCGGCUAUUGUAGCAUAACCCCUUAAAAAAGGCCUCCAUAGAUUCUCCCACUCGGAGUAUUUCAAAACAGUUUUUUUUGCUUUUUUUUUGUUUUGUUCAUUUUUUUAAAUUUGUUUUUCUGUGUGGAAAAUGGAUGCGGGCAUAGAGAAGGAAUGCAGCGCCUUGGGAGGUCUUUUCCAGCUCAUCAUGAACGACAUGAAGGCCAGUUAUCCCACAUGGGAGGACUUUGUCACCAAGGGCGUCAAACUUCAGUCGCAGCUCAGGACCACCAUCCUGGUGACGGGUGCCUUCCUGGAUGCCUUUCAGAAGGUAGCAGACAUGGCGAUGGGCUCUCGAGGUGCUACCAAGGAGAUUGGCUCGGCCCUGACCAGGAUGUGUAUGAGACACCGCAGCAUCGAGUCCAAACUUAAACUCUUCACUACGGCUCUCUCAGAAAGUCUCGUCACGCCGUUAGAGUUGAAGAUGGAGGAGUGGAGAAAAGCCGCCAGUCAACUGGACAAAGAUCAUGCAAAAGAAUAUAAAAAGGCACGAGCAGACAUCAAGAAGAAGUCAUCCGAUACCGUCAAGCUGCAGAAGAAGGUGAAGAAAGGAAAGGACGAGGCGCGGGGCCAGCUGGACAGCGCGCUGCAGGACGUCAACGUGCGCUACGCCGUCCUGGAGGAGACGGAGAAGAGGGCCGUGUGCAGAGCGCUCAUAGAGGAGAGGGCCCGCUACUGCACCUUCGUCACAAUGCUGAAGCCAGUGCUGGACCACGAGAUCAACAUGCUUGGCGAAGUAACCCACCUGCAGACCAUCCUGGAGGAUCUCACCACGCUCACUGCAGAGCCCAAUAAACUGCCACCGGCCAGUGAGCAGGUGAUUUUGGACCUCAAAGGUUCUGAAUUCAGCUACACCUACCAGACGCCUCCAGCCUCUCCCAGCAACACGAUGUCCAGGAAGAGCAGCGUUAGCAGCUAUCAAUCUGGAUCAGUGCGCCACGUCCCUUCCCUGGACUCCAUCAGUUGUGCUGUGGAUGGAGUGCACAUCCAGCAGCGCUCCUCGCAGCAUCUUCUGAUCGGCUGCGGCGAAAGCGGCCGCUCCCUCAGCGAAGGGAGCACCCCGUCCGGCUCGGGCGGCCGGCAGGGUCGGCGCGGUCGCUACGGUUACGCCGCUGGUCCCGGGCGACGCCUCGCGCCGGGCCGCCGCGUCAGCCGGCGGGAUACGACCACCGAUGCAGUGGGCUCCGUCCACCAGCCGACUCGUGUGGGCGCGGGAGGCGAGAACGGCUUCAUGGCACCCCCGCCGGGCGCCUACACGCACGGCGAGAGGGUCCGCGCCAUGUCUGCAUCUGGAAAGUCUUGUUCCGCCCGGGACCAGCUGGCCUUGACUCUGGGCACGUUGACGUCGGACGCGCCGCGCAGCAGCCGCGACUCGCUGCACUGCUCCAGCGGCUACAGCACGCAGACCACCACGCCGUCCUGCUCCGAGGACACCAUCCACACGCACGCUAUAAAGAGAGAGCCUCCCCUCUAUGUUGACUACGAGACGAUUUCCCUCCACGGGGACAGCGACUCCAUCUCUCUGCACCAGCUGUCGCACGGCGGCGGUGGCCAGCCGGACUUUGACAAGUCCUCCACCAUCCCGAGGAACUCGGACCUGGGCUUCCAGUACCGGAAGUUUGCGCAGUCCAAGCGCCCCGCCUCCACCGUCAGCUUGCUGGCCGAAACGGAGCUGACGGGCGGCUCGCACACGGCCACCAUCCGGCGCAAGCCGUCCACCAAACCGGCGUACCGCAGGGGCACCAUCAGCGGCGGGGUGCCCAUCCCCAUCUGCACGCCGCAGGUCCCCGCGGGGGCCAUGACCCCGGGGUGCGACGAGAACGCCUUCGUCGCGCCGUCCGGGGGGGGCUUCGGUUACAAUAAACUCUACUCGUCCACGCAGAGCCUCAGCGCCCUGCCCCCCUCCUCCACCUCACCCUCAUCCUCGUACUCGCCGUAUUACCAGCUGGUUCCCGGUCAGAUGCCCAUCCCGGUGCCCGUCCCCACUGUUCCACCAGAGGGCGGCGUUGGCAAGCAGCAGCAGCAGCGACUGCAACCGCUGAACCACCAGUUGCAAAUGCAGCAGUUUCAACACGAGCAGCAGUUCCAGAAACAGAACUGGCUUCACGACCACAUCCAGAACCAGAACCAGAUCCAAGCCCAGAUCCAGAACCAGCAGCACAAACCGAAGCUCUUCCACCAGCAGAGAGGCCAGCUCCAGGCGUCCAACGCCCAGCAGGAGGACUCAAUCGUUGGCUACCUGGAUGAGGAGCUGCCCCCUCCGCCCUCUAACCUUGACCAGGACCAGGACCAGGACCAAGACCAGGACCAGGACGUCCUGAUGCAAGGGAGAGGGGACAGGGACAUGCUGAAGCUGAUCAGGAGCGUCACGCUCAAAAGGACCCUCACCAACGAUCGCUCGGCCCCCCUGCUGCCCCCACCAGCCAAUCACAAUUGAGACCACAUCAGUUGUUGUUUUUUCUUCUUUUUUUUUUGCUGAGUGUUGUGCACGUUUUCCCGUUUUCAAACCUUUUUGCCUUUUGUUCGGAUUGCCGCUUCGGAUUUUUUUUUAUCGUUGAGACUCGUGAGCCUUUUUAGUAAAUUUCCACGAGGGGGUUAAGCUGCCAAAUGGAGCUCCCCUCACAGCACCUAAACGGUUGAAUUAUGUGAUUUACAAGUCCGCCUUCGAUUCUCCAGAUUCCUGAUUCAUUCGCUUCAAUCACUUAGUAAGGAGUCACUUCCUGUUUCCAGAUGAUUCCCGGACAGGAAGUUGAUUUGCUUGGGUGCGCUCGAUGAGCUUUUCCCCAGACUCCUGACCUUUUGGGGGGGGCUUUGGUAAUUCACCGUAAAGUAUGACGCUUUUUUUUUUUUUUUUUUUCCUGAUGAUGAUUAUGACUAGAAUUAAAACGUUGACUGAAGGUGAGGAGUGCGAACAAGUUGGAGGAUGAAAAGCUGAGUCAGCAGUCUUAGGACGGAAACGAAUCCUCAUAGCUGAGCUGUUUAUUUUUUUUUUUUUUAAGCGUAGUUUUUAUUUGUUGAUGACAUAGCGGGACUAUGAGGAGGUGUUGCCGUUGCUUUACUCAGUUAGGCCACAUCGUGGCGCUCUUGGCUUCCGGGAUGUAGUUGAGGGUUUUGGGGUUUUUUUUCCAGUUCGUUUUUUCAAAUUAAUGCAAAUAUUAUAGAUGUAAAAGUUUAGCUGGAUACGCUCAUUUGCAACAUUUUUAGUAUGGAAAAAGGACAAAUGUCACGUUUAUUUUGUGCCUCUUUUACGCUUUGCAGGUUUGGCGGACCGACUCGAAAGACUCUCUUGGACGUUUUUCAAUUUUUUUUAGUUUCUGAGCGGCCCAGGUUACCACGGUAACAGCUUCGCUGGCUUUCACUCUUGCGCUGUCUGGUUGUACAUAUUCCUGAUCAAAAUGUCUGCACACACACGUUUGUAUUUUUCUUGCAUAAGUCUCGUCAGAUAUGUGACGCCAGCGUCUUAUUUUUCUAGAAAAUCCUUCUAAGCGCGUCGGAAACGUCUCGGCGAGGGCGCAAACCAACGGAAUGUACUUGGAUUUCUUUUCGUAGUUGUAACACGCCGUCACGCCCUUCGCGUGUCGAAUCAUCGGCGGCGUCAUAAUUAUAUCGACAGUGCUCGUCAAAUAGCGGUCGCUUGCUGUGUUCUUUCAAAAUUUCUGGAGGUGUUCAUUUGUCAAGAUUUGUAGUUUGGAGAAUCAUAUUCCUCAAGCGAUUGUUUGUGUGUUUGCCAUCGAAAAGAAGUUCAACUUGACGUCUGCGUCCGUGCAGAAACCGCGCGAUGCGGAAACGGGAGGGAGGUCGGAAUAUUCCGGAGAGAGAGUGUCCUCCCCGGGGGAAAAAAUGAGUCAAAUAAAACGAUAAUACCGUCAAAAAAAAUAAAUAAAAUUCAGUACAGUGCAAGAAAAUUAAUUGUCCAUUGGUGAUGUGGGUAAAUUCUGACCCUUUUGAAAAUGAAAUAUCAGGAAAAGGAAAACUCAUGUGAAACAAAAUGUGGAUCAGAAUUUUUUUGGCUUGCCGCAUUUUAUUUUUAUGAUAUAUUUUAAUACCACUGCAUAUUUAAUAUGACAAAACAAAGGUAGAAAAAAAUUGUACAAUGUUUGAAAAAAGGAUUGUGAAAAAAGGACAUUAAGGUGAGAGAGAGAGAGAGAGAGAGGAAAAAAUUAGUCAAAUAAAAUAAUACUUUUAAAAAAUAAAUAAAAUUCAAUACAGUGCAAGAAAACCAAUUGUCCGUUGAUGAUGUGGGUGAAUUACGACCAUUUUGAAAAUGAAAUAUUGAGAAAAAGAUAAAUUAAUAUGGUACAAAAUUUGGAUCAAAUUUCUUUGGCUCCCCGUAUUUUAUUUUUAUUAUGUAUUUUAAGGCCACUGCAUAUUAAAUGUGACAAAACAAAGGUAGAACAAAUUUUACAAAGUUUGAGAAAUAGAUUGUGAAAACAGACUCAAAUUAAAACAGACAGUAAUUACAUUAAGAAGAGAGAGAGAGAGAGCGAGAGUGUGUCCUCCCUGGGGAAAAAAUGAGUCAAAUAAAAUGAUAAUACUUUUAAAAAAAUAAAUCAAAUUCAGUGCAGUGCAAGGAAACCAAUUGUCCGUUGAUGAUGUGGGUGAAUUACGACCAUUUUGAAAAUGAAACAUCGAGAAAAAGAAAAAUUAAUAUGGUACAAAAUUUGGAUCAAAUUUCUUUGGCUCGCCGUAUUUUAUUUUUAUUAUAUAUUUUAAUGCCACUGUAUAUUUAAUGUGACAAAACAUAGGUAGAACAAAUUGGAUACAAUGUUUGAAAAGACAUUGUGAAAAGAGGCAUUAAGAAUAUUUCGUGAGCGGAUACCCUGCCCUCAUUAAUGGUACACUAUAGAAAAUAAUUACAAUCAUAAAAAUAAUACAAAGAAAGAGAUGAAAUAAGGGAGGAGCCUUCAUGUGGGUUGAAUUGACUUGGUGUGUGUGUUUUUAUAUAAAAAAUUUUGAAACAAAAGGAUUUUCCAACAUGGAAAAAGGAUUUUCCAA